This is a messenger RNA of Closterium sp. NIES-65, 1269 nucleotides long. NCBI's taxonomy places the organism in Eukaryota, Viridiplantae, Streptophyta, Zygnematophyceae, Desmidiales, Closteriaceae. The record is from the annotation of a GenBank genome assembly.
AUGUUUCUGUCUCCCGCUCAGACCAGCCUGAAGGCUCAAGCUGCAGGUCUGCAGGACUGGACUGAGGGAUCCUUGAGAAGUGUUUCACUCCGCAAGAAUAGCGUCGCUGUCACUAAAUCUCAGACUGUGCGGAAGAAAGCCAGAGGACCCCUGGUGGUGAAGGCAGUGGUUCCUAAGAAUCUGGUGGAUGUUACCACCAUUGAUGAGAAGAAGUUCGAGGCAUUGGUGCUGCGACGGGUGGUGUUCGGCCAUGAUGACUGGAAGGUUAUCGGCGCGCUCGGACCCGCAGUUUCCGUGAUGACUGGAAUCGCAGCUGGUGUGGUUGGGUGGAAUGAGCUGGUCACGAUGGGUGCAUUGCCGGAGUGGGCUCCCGUGCUGCACAUGUCCAACCUCCCGUACACCCUCACGGCACCUGCUCUCUCCUUCCUCCUCGUCUUCCGGACCAAUGCCAGCUAUGGCCGUUUCGACGAGGCGCUGUCGUACAUGGCUCGCGACCAGUACACGUACGAGUACCCCAAGCGCGCUCAGUUUAUCCGCCACCUGCAGGCGUUCGCGCUUACCUACAAGCACCACUUUCUGCAAGAGGGCUCUCUGGAGGAAGACCUUCGUCAAUUCACCACUCUGUCCGACGAGGAGAUUGCGGGGAUUCUGGGGGCAACCCACAGACCCAACUAUGUGCUGCAGAUGAUGUCGGAGUGCAUGCGCUCGUGCCACAUGGAGCCAGUGCACCGCGUGGCCAUGGAGGCCAACUUCACGACAUUCGCGGAUGACAUCGGAGGCAGCGAGCGUCUCUUCAAGACGCCCAUCCCGCUCUCCUACACGCGCCUCACCUCGCGUUUCCUGGUCCUCUACCACAUGUUCCUGCCUUUCGCUCUGUGGGACCCCCUCGGCUGGCUCACCAUCCCCGUGACUGCCACGUGUGCGGCCAUCUUUUUCUGCAUCGAGGAAGUUGGAGUGCUCAUUGAGAACCCCUUCCCCAUCCUGGCACUCGACGUCAUCGCUCAAUCAGCACGGAACAAUGCUGGUGAGCUCGUGUCACUGCAUGAAGGCAUUCGCAACCUAGUGGUGGAGGACGAUUUGGAGAUGAAGAUGCUGUCAGCAGUCUCCCAAGAAGCACUGCUGCCUCAUGCGCCUCAGUACGUACCUGAGCCCGAACCCGAGUACCAGUCCGACUGGGAUGAAGACGCAGCUGCUCUUGUCACCACCCCCACACCGCCUCCUCCUACCCCCAAUGGCCCCAUUGCUGCUCGUGGCCCUUACAGCACAUGA